Messenger RNA from Copidosoma floridanum, 903 nucleotides. RefSeq names its product exosome complex component Rrp42 (gene Rrp42). The record is from RefSeq and is a predicted model, not a curated record. Gene Ontology annotation, cellular component: cytoplasmic exosome (RNase complex); nuclear exosome (RNase complex). NCBI's taxonomy places the organism in Eukaryota, Metazoa, Arthropoda, Insecta, Hymenoptera, Encyrtidae. Gene Ontology annotation, biological process: nuclear mRNA surveillance; U5 snRNA 3'-end processing; nuclear-transcribed mRNA catabolic process, deadenylation-dependent decay. Gene Ontology annotation, molecular function: mRNA 3'-UTR AU-rich region binding.
AUGGCAGAGAUACAACUGAGUUUGGCUGAAAAAACGUUUAUUCUUCACGGUGCAGAUGGAAAUUUUCGAAGUGAUGGGAGAAGCAGAACAGAUUAUAGAUGUAUGGAGUUGGAAACAAAACUGUUGGGCCAAGUCCAUGGAUCAGCAAGGCUAAGAAUCGGAAAUACAGAUGUUCUUGUAGGUGUUAAAGUGGAAAUCGAUGUACCAUAUCCUGAAAAUCCUCAUGCAGGCAAAUUGGAAUUUUUUGUUGACUGUUCAGCCAAUGCUACACCAAGUUUUGAAGGCAGAGGUGGAGAAGAACUGGCUAAUGAAAUCAGUAGUGUACUUGCAUUUGCAUAUCAGUCUCCCGAUGCUAUGGAUCUGUCUCAAUUAUCAAUACUGCCAUACAAAAAAUGUUGGAAGCUUUUUGUAGAUAUUUUGAUCCUAGAAUGUGGUGGCAAUUUAUUCGAUACAGUUGGCGCUGCAGUGAAAGCAGCUUUGUACAGCACAGAAAUUCCAAAAGUAAAAGGUGCUAUGCUGGAUGGUGGUGAAGCUGAUGUUAUUUUAUCAGACGAUAUCUAUGAUAGUUGGAAGUUAGAUGUAACCAACUUUCCAAUUAUUGUGACAUUGUGCAAAAUUGGAGAUAAUUGUGUAGUUGAUCCAUCUUGUGAAGAAGAAACGUGCAGUAGUGCAAGCACAGUUGUAUCAGUUUUACCUAGUGGUAAAGUGUCAUCUAUGAUUAAAAUGGGAUAUGGUAGCUUACUACCUUCUACAUUAACUAAAUUUUUAGAGAUGGGAAAAAGUGUUGGUAUUAAAUUGAACACUGCAAUAAUGUGCGCUUUGAAGAGCGAAGAUGAGUUGGGUGCAAACAGAGAAAUCGUUGGAUUUCUCAGAUAAAAAAGCCAAAGAGUUUGUUAUUUUUAA